Sycon ciliatum is the source of this 2791-nucleotide messenger RNA. RefSeq names its product MFS-type efflux pump MSMEG_3705-like. The record is from RefSeq and is a predicted model, not a curated record. NCBI's taxonomy places the organism in Eukaryota, Metazoa, Porifera, Calcarea, Leucosolenida, Sycettidae. Bases 218 to 1846 code for a protein of 542 amino acids. Gene Ontology annotation, biological process: transmembrane transport. Gene Ontology annotation, molecular function: transmembrane transporter activity. Gene Ontology annotation, cellular component: membrane. The transcript has a single exon.
GACGUGAUUUUGUGAAGCCCAGCUUCGCAAUAACAUUAAUUUUUCAUUCAAGCUCGUGCAAGAAUUCUCUUGCAUCGGUUUCUUGAGCUGUGCUGGAAGACGAGAGGCGCAGAUCGCAGCUGGUGUUUUCGUGGCAGGUGAUCUUUAGCUUCUAGUCACAGCCUGUGUAUCGACGUGAAGCCUGAGUUUGUUUGUAAAAAUACAAAAUCGUGAAAAGAUGCCGGGCUUUAUUGACCUCGUGCGGCGGACAGAUCCGUACGUGCUGUGGGUGCUGGCUAUGAUGUUGGCGGCGUAUCUGAUGAACCAGCUUGAUCGGUAUACGUACUCCAUAACAUCCAAGGACGUCUCGCGAGAGCUGAUGUUCGGGGACCAGGCCUGCUUCAGCAGCUCGCCGGACAGCAAUUUGACGACCAAGCAGUGCGGCAAUGCGCUGGACCAGCAGAAACACUCCAACCUGCCCAACAUCAGUGAGCAGGAUUUCUGCAACAAUCUGACCGUUGUGGAGAUCAACGGCACGUAUCCAUAUGACUAUACCACGGAGCCAUGUUUCUGGAAUUACAACGGCCAGGGUGUCAAGUAUCAGAUCAUCGCCGGCACGUACUUCAUUCUGAUCUACACGUUUGCGGGCAUACCGCUCGGCUUCCUGGCGGACUCCGUGAAUCGCAAGGUGAUGCUGUCGAUAGCGCUGUUCUUCUGGAGCGCCAUGACCAUACUGACAGGUCUCUCAAAGGAGUACUGGCAUCUGGUGGUGCUGCGUCUCGGCCUGGGUCUGGGCGAGGCAGGCUGUACGCCCAUGGCCGUCAGUAUCCUGUCGGACUACUUCCCGGCCGACCUGCGUGGCUCGGCGCUGGGCGUUUACAACUGGGGCAUCUACACCGGCUACAGCAUGUCCUACGCACUGGCCAACGGCAUCAAGACGACCCUGGGCUGGAGGUACGUCUUCUACAUCUCGGGCGCCAUUGGCUGUGCGCUGGCCCCGCUCAUCUUCUUCACCGUCAAGGAGCCGCAGCGCAACCAGAACCCGGCGAACGGCGAGCGUGCGCCCAUGCCCAAGGAGAGCACGAGCAAGAAGGCGAAGGACUUGCUGUUCCAGUUCCUGCGUCCGGCCGUCCUGCUGCUGUGCGUCGCCGGUGGCAUUCGCAACGCCGGCGGCUACGUGUGGGCGCUGAACACGGAGAACUUCUUUGAGUCGCGUGGACAGACGGCGCAGGACGUCAACAAGUUCAUGUCCUGGAUCCCCCUGGUCGGCGGCUCGCUGGGCGCCUUAUUUGGCGGGUUCAUCAGCGACCGGCUGGUGGUGAAGCGCGGUCUCAGCGCCCGUAUUUGGGUGCUGGUCAUCAGCCAGGUGGCGGCGGCACCGUUUGCAGCCGGCGCGCUCUACUUCGAGGCACCGUACUCAUACCUGUGCCUCAUACCCAGUAACGUCAUCGGCGAGAUGUGGGUCGGCGUCACCAUCGCCAUUCUGGUCGAGCUGGUGCCGUCGCGUCUGCGCACCAGCUCCGUGGCCGUCUACCUCUUCAUCAUCUCAAACAUCGGCGGCAACGCCAACCUCAUCGUGCCCUACCUGAAGACCUACUUCCAGAACCUGCUCAGCCUGCCAAAGUCGUCGUACAUCCCGCUUCGCAACGCCCUACUGCUCAUGUUCCCCGGUAUGUACCUGCUCAGCAGUGUUCUCUUUCUGGCCGAGUUCUUCGUCCUGCGGCUGGACAAGCAGCGUAAAGAAGAGGAGCGCAAGGCGGAGGAGAACCCGCACGACGAGACCAGCCCGCUCCUCUCCGGCGACAAAGUCACCCACACGAGCCUGGACGGAGACGACGAAGCAGGCUUGGUUCAGAACCAGUCGUAACGUGAGUGUGCACAGACAGAUCUUGCAUGGAAGAUGGGAACAUCAGCAAAUCUCCCUGCUGCACCCUGGUAGCAUCCCUCCUCAAACAUGUACACACUUCAUGGCUAUAUCAAUUAUUUAGAAAUCUUUUUUUAUUAGCUUUUUAAUCCAGCUGUGCAGGAACAUGCAGUGUACGGUACGAACUGGUCCCAGUUGUUUCCGUUGCAUGCGUACAAAUAUGCACACGUCUAAAAAAUAUGGUAGGAGCUUUCUGUGUAAGUACUCGUUUUUGCGAAGGUGUAGCUAGCCAUGUCAUGGCAUGCAUGCCGUGCGCACGGGCAGUAGUAGUAGUGGUACGUUACCCGACCGCCGACACCAGUCCUGUGUUUCGCACGCUGCCUGCGUCCAGGUGUUUGUGUUUGCGUUGCUGCGCUGCGGUCUUCCCUCGACGUCUACGCUCUCUUUGAUCAAUUUGAGCAGGUCGUGCUCUGAUGUUGAAGCACUGAGUACUUUUCUAUUGUUUUAUUUCUCUUUGCAACAAGAGGUGUUUUUUUACUGUUGUUGUUGAUGAUCAUUAUUCUACUGUUCGUUGACAUGAUAGCUCGUACGAUGGAGUUCUUUGCUUUCUAGUUUCUAUUUUUGUCAUGCUGCAACCGCAGUGGUCUGAAAUGUGUUUGGUACUGUGCGUCAUGCGGCACCCCCUUCGCCACUGCAUACGCACCUUUUUUUUGUUUUGUUUUACUUUAUCAAGUCCUUCUCUGCACGGAACUUCAAAACGAUUUUUGAGAGAAUUUUCAACUUCUGACCGAGGAUAAAUCACUAUGUAAAGUUACGUUUUGUUUUUCUAUUCUUUUGUACUUUCGAAAUGUGAUUGUUGUUGUACAUCUGAUCACUGGUUGGAAUUAUUUUACUUUAGAAUACUACAGAGAGAUCGAAAUCUGAUAUUGAUAUUAUUAUGACUUUGAA